GAGCCGAAAUAAAACGCAUGCCUUCUUUCAAACUUCUUCCACUCCACUAAGUUCUAGCUAGUGCCACUUGAGAUUCCCUCCUCCAAAGGCCUAUAUGCUUUCUCCUCCUCUCUCUAGAGGUUGACCUCAACAAAUAAAAAGCAGACUUGCAAAGAGAUCGUGGAGAUCGAGAGAGCAAAAGCUAGAGAGAGUGUGCAAAGAGAGAGGAGGGUGAGUGCUUGUGCUUGCUUGUGUGUGGAGAGAAAGAGAUCAGCGUAUCAAAGGAGAAUAUGGAUAGGGGACUCGUCCACAAAUCAUCACCUCUAGUGGGCGAGAUUAUGGGGGAAGCAGGCCAUGGAUGUUGGAGCGUGAAUAAUUUGAGGGCCCCCUUGGAGGAGCAGCACCAUCCUUCUCCUUUCAUGCCGUCCAACACCACCGCGCUCUCUUCUUCCCCUCUCCAUUCCUUCUCCUCUCUGCUGCUCUCGAAUCACUAUCCGCUGCCUACAACCAACACAUCUCCGUGGCAUGACAGCAGCAGCAGCAGCCAAGGACUCGGCCAGCAGGAUUCAUGGAGCCAGCUCAUACACGGGGGAUUGGCUAAUGGGGAAGAUAGGUACAAGGAAGGCCAGAUGCUAUUCCCAACUACCAUUUGUUCAGAAGCUGGUGGGAGCGGCAAUUACAUAUACAACACCACAGCCAGCCGUGGGAGUAGCACAAGUGAUGAGAUCCAAUUGCCAUGGGGUAGCGUCCAUCAGCACCACAAGGCCUUGCAGCAGAAAGCUUCCUCCCCUAGGUCUUCUUCCAUAACCCCGACGACCUCCCUCGGAAGCAACAUGCUGGAGUUCUCAAACAACAGUAGUUCACCACGUGAGUGCAUCAGCACAGCAUCUGGAUCAGCUUUCAAGAAGGCCAGGACCCAAGAACCCUCCCCAGCUCAAUCUACUGUGAAGGUGAUGAGGAAGGAGAAACUAGGGGAUAGAAUAACUGCCCUCCACCAGCUUGUCUCACCGUUUGGAAAGACUGACACGGCGUCUGUACUCCUUGAAGCCAUUGGGUACAUCAGAUUCCUCCACGGUCAAAUUGAGGCUCUGAGCUCGCCGUACGUGGGCGGCAGCAAUGGAGGUGGUGGCGGUUGCGCCAGCGCCAGCUCCAGCUCCAGCUCCAAGCAGCAGCAGCACGAGGCUAGUGUGCAAGGAGAAAGGCACAACAUAUUUCCAGAAGACUCUGGCCAGGUAUCAUUAUCUACUCAAUUAGUCUCGCUCUUGCAUGACAGCGCCAUGAAAAAAAGAGGACAGCCUGACCAGGAUGGAAGCUAUGAAGAAGCGAAGAAGGAUCUAAGGAGCAAGGGUCUGUGCCUCGUCCCGGUGAGCUGCACGCUGGACGUCGGCUUGGAUGCGGUCGCUGGCCCGGCGGACUACUGGGCGGCAGCGCCGGCUUUCGGCAUGGGGUUCGGCCGGUAGAUAUAGCCGGAGGAUGAUGGGGACUACUGUGUGCGAUAUAUGCAUGCAGCAGGCUUGCAUGGGCUGCAUAACAUCAGGAGCAGCCAUCCUAGUGUGAAGAGAGGUGUUUAAGGCUGGUUCCUUUGGAUGCUCUGGAUAUAAUUAAUAUAUGCACACUGAUCAUGCUUGCAAAAAAGUAUAUAACCGAUAGUGUGUGUUAUUUUCUAGAGAUCGAUCCAUUUAAUUGGAUGCAUUGGAGAGAUCUGCGGACAAGCUAGGAGCGCAUGAUCUGUAACAUCAAUUGUAAGUCUCGCAUGGGUGCAGUGUGUAAUGUAUGCACGUUUAAUUUAUUGCAAGUUGCUAUUGAUUAUCUAAAUGAGACGAUCUUGCUCAUGAAA
Phragmites australis (common reed) is the source of this 1816-nucleotide messenger RNA. RefSeq names its product transcription factor bHLH68-like. Gene Ontology annotation, cellular component: nucleus. The transcript is spliced from 9 exons. The coding region runs from base 270 to 1439 and encodes 389 amino acids. Gene Ontology annotation, biological process: regulation of transcription by RNA polymerase II. The record is from RefSeq and is a predicted model, not a curated record. Gene Ontology annotation, molecular function: protein dimerization activity; DNA-binding transcription factor activity, RNA polymerase II-specific; RNA polymerase II cis-regulatory region sequence-specific DNA binding. NCBI's taxonomy places the organism in Eukaryota, Viridiplantae, Streptophyta, Magnoliopsida, Poales, Poaceae.